This is a messenger RNA of Eutrema salsugineum, 1449 nucleotides long. Its product is annotated as chaperone protein dnaJ 2. Gene Ontology annotation, cellular component: cytoplasm; cytosol. Bases 1 to 1263 code for a protein of 420 amino acids. Gene Ontology annotation, biological process: protein refolding; response to heat. Gene Ontology annotation, molecular function: Hsp70 protein binding; ATP binding. The transcript has 6 exons. The record is from RefSeq and is a predicted model, not a curated record. NCBI's taxonomy places the organism in Eukaryota, Viridiplantae, Streptophyta, Magnoliopsida, Brassicales, Brassicaceae.
AUGUUCGGAAGAGGACCUUCGAGGAAGAGUGACAACACCAAGUUCUACGAGAUCCUCGGUGUUCCCAAGACCGCAUCACCGGAAGAUCUCAAGAAGGCUUACAAGAAAGCCGCCAUCAAAAACCAUCCCGACAAGGGUGGAGAUCCCGAAAAGUUCAAAGAGCUAGCUCAGGCUUAUGAAGUUCUUAGCGAUCCGGAGAAGCGUGAGGUCUACGAUCAAUAUGGGGAGGAUGCACUCAAGGAAGGAAUGGGUGGUCCUGGUGGUGGCCACGACCCAUUUGAUAUCUUCUCGUCCUUCUUUGGUCAAUCUGGAAACCCAUUCGGAGGUGGUAGCAGCCGAGCAAGGAGGCAGAGGCGCGGUGAAGAUGUUGUUCAUCCUCUGAAGGUUUCCCUAGAGGAUCUUUAUCUGGGAACAACAAAGAAGCUCUCACUUUCUAGGAAGGCUUUGUGUUCAAAGUGUAACGGAAAGGGUUCAAAGUCUGGAGCUUCAAUGAAAUGUGGUGGAUGUCAGGGAACGGGAAUGAAGGUCUCGAUCAGGCAGUUUGGACCUGGAAUGAUUCAGCAGAUGCAGCAUGCUUGUCAUGAUUGCAAGGGCACAGGAGAGACCAUCAACGACCGUGACAGGUGUCCACAGUGCAAAGGUGAGAAGGUUGUCUCCGAGAAGAAGGUGCUUGAAGUAGCUGUGGAAAAGGGAAUGCAACACAGUCAGAAGAUCACAUUCAGUGGACAAGCAGAUGAAGCGCCUGAUACAGUCACUGGAGAUAUAGUGUUCGUCAUUCAGCAGAAGGAGCACCCAAAAUUCAAGAGAAAGGGAGAAGAUCUCUUUGUGGAGCACACCCUUUCUCUAACAGAGGCCCUUUGUGGCUUCCAGUUCGUCUUGACCCAUUUGGAUACAAGACAGCUUCUCAUCAAAUCCAAUCCCGGGGAGGUAGUGAAACCUGAUUCAUACAGGGCGAUAAGUGACGAGGGAAUGCCGAUACACCAAAGGCCGUUCAUGAAGGGUAAGCUUUACAUCCACUUCACUGUAGAGUUCCCGGAAUCGCUGAGCCCCGACCAGACAAAGGCCAUUGAAGCGGUUUUGCCAAAGCCGUCAAAGGCUGCUCUGAGCGAUAUGGAAAUAGAUGAGUGCGAAGAGACGACGCUGCACGAUGUCAACAUUGAGGAUGAGAUGAGAAGGAAGGCUCAAGCUCAAAGAGAGGCUUAUGAUGACGAUGAGGAAGAUGGCCCAGGCGGUGCUCAGCGUGUGCAAUGUGCCCAGCAGUGAUCCACUUGCCCAUUUUAGUGAUAUCCAGCAUUUGCUUUCGUUUUUUUUUCCUUUUCUUUGUAUUAUUUUUGCGUCUCUUUAUAGACUUUGCCAACUCGGUGGGAAGAACCUCGUCCUAAUUCAAAUCGUUAUUACAAUUUUUUGUUUUGCGUUUUGAGAAUAAAAGACUUCGUAGUUCUUGGGAUU